AAGUAUCCCGUCGAUGGACAAAGUCUAUAAGUGUUUCAACCCCGGAGUCUUGGGCGCGAGCGCCGCCUAGAUAGAGUGACGGGUCAAUAACGUCUGCGAGGGAUACUAGCGAGUUGUGUGACAUAGUCAUUACCAUUUCGUGACCAUAACCGCUUCCAUCGAGUGUCAUUGUCCUACGUGCUCAACACGUCGCCAAACCGUCUAUGGUCUUUGACUUGCUACGAUUACUGAUUACUCGGCGGAUACCAAGCGGUAGUCAUGACUUCUAGAAUAGAACGCUACCAGAGGUUCCUAAGAGCCGUCCAAUCACUGCAAUCCACACCGCUUGUCGUUAUCUACCUGACGUUGAUCCCUGUGUCGCUGCUAUGGAAACGAUUAGUACCGCCUCUCCAUUUGCGCCGAGUGCUUGUGCUGUAUAACUUGCUGUGCAGUGUGUUGAGCUUGUACUCGUUCGUGAUUAUUGCUAAGCACUAUGUGCAGAAUGGAGUGGAGUCGCUGUUCCGAAUGGAGGUGAAUCAAUCGAUUAAACAGGCUCUCCUCGUGUACUGGGCUACCAAGAACAUUGAGCUCCUUGACACCGUAUUCAUGAUCCUUAGACAUCGUCAGAGGCAGAUCUCAUUCCUUCACGUAUAUCAUCACUCAACGAUUCUUCUCCUAAGCGACUACUGCUACCAUUUCUACGCAUGGCCCUCUAUCGCCUUCAUGCUUGGGUUGAAUUCUUUCGUGCAUAUCUUCCUUUACUUUUAUUACGCCCAGUCCGCGCUAUAUCAGCAGCAGAGGCCGGCGUGGAAGAUCCGUAUGACUGAGCUACAAAUAGUUCAGUUCGUGAUAGGGCUAGUGCACGUGGCCAUGGGGUAUCUCUAUUAUGGGUUUUGUAUCUAUGGGAUUUUCUAUGGUUUGAGUAUGCUAGGGCUAUUUGGCAAUUUUUAUUACCACGCCUACAUCAAAACAAAACCAUCGAACGCGAAAGUAGAAUAGAGUUUAUAAUUUAUAGUGUCAUUCGAGGUUUCAAAUCUGUUAGGCAGCGGUCAUUAAUUACAGGGGGGAGUUAGGCCGGCAUUUUUGCAAAACCCUGGGCUAAACAUAUUUGCCCCCCCCCCCUCAAAUCCAAGCCCAAAAAUCGUGACCCCCACCACCACAUUAUUAUAUUCAAUAAUUAUAUCGCUUUAAAACCACAGAGACUUGAUAUACAACAUAUAUAACUGAAUAUAACCCUUACUAAAAUAAAGAUCAGCUAGCAUGUCAA
Molecule: messenger RNA, 1246 nt
Organism: Nematostella vectensis (starlet sea anemone)
Lineage: Eukaryota; Metazoa; Cnidaria; Anthozoa; Actiniaria; Edwardsiidae
Product: elongation of very long chain fatty acids protein 5
Exons: 4
Coding region: 259-978 (239 amino acids)
Biological process (GO): fatty acid elongation, polyunsaturated fatty acid; sphingolipid biosynthetic process; very long-chain fatty acid biosynthetic process
Cellular component (GO): endoplasmic reticulum membrane
Molecular function (GO): fatty acid elongase activity
Source: RefSeq, a predicted model, not a curated record